GGACCGUCAUAAAUAAUUGAAAAUGGAUCCGACCCAAAACCUCACCAACAGGAUUGUUUAUUAACAUAACGCGUAUUUCUUCUUUCGACUGACCGUUUACCCUUCCAUAUUCGUUUCUUCGUUCUCCCACCGAAAGAUGGUUGGUCCAGGAAAUAGACCGGCCGGCCGGCCAUUUGUGACGCUCGAGCAACAUUUAUGACGUAAAAUGUUGGACGUUUAUCGAAAGGGGAAGUGCGUCGCCCAGCAGAUCUUAUCAUCCUCCGGAUUUAUUUAAAGGCGAGAGAUGAUCAUCAUCGGGAAACUCUCUGGCUCGCUACAAGAACCGGCGAAAUGGAAACGAAACUUCACGAAACACCUAAAGAUCUCAACCCUUUCUACUGGGAUAACAAGAUGGCCGAAGCGGUAUCUGCAACCGACCAAAAAUAUCUCAGGUACAACCAAGAGCUGAAGGGAUGGAAGAUUAGGAAGGAUUCCAAGUUUCACUGCGACGACCUAGGCAUUAAGUCUCCGGUCUAUCUGAAAAACGAUAUCAAGUACUAUAACAACAAGCGGGUCGGAAUGGCCAUCUUCGGGCUGGGACGGAUCGGAGUCAUCCAUCUAGAGAACGUGGUAAAGAAUCCACGUAUGAAGCUAUUGUACUGUAUGGAUCCGUGCGAAGAGCGCUGCAACUUCGUCCAGCACAGGUGGAACCUCUGUCCAGAGUCUAUGGUGACCUGCAUGGAAAAUGUCGACAAGAUUUUCCAAGAUCCCAACGUUGACUGCGUGGUUGUGUGCACUCCCACUCAGACGCACGAGGAACUGGUGUUGCGAUCAUUGAACGCGGGAAAAGCGGUUUUCUGCGAGAAGCCUAUUGCCCCUACCUACGAGGGCAUCAAACGCUGCUACGAAUUGGCAGAAAAAAUCAAGAAACCUCUGUUCUGCGCCUUCAAUAGGGAAUUCGAUUCGGGAUUUAAAUAUAUCAAAGAACAUGCCAAGAAGGAGCUGGGUCAGAUACAAGUGAUCAAAACGUGCAGCAGAGACUCUCCUCUACCGUCCGUAAGUUAUCUGAAGACUUCCGGAGGGAUUUUUCAUGAUUGCGCGGUGCACGACAUUGACGUCAUCUGCUGGAUACUGGAAGAGUUUCCCACCUCGGUCAUUGUUCAGGCACACGCCUUUAUUCCCGAAAUCAAAGAGAUGGGCGAUUACGAUACAGUCGGAAUCAUGAUGAAGUUUGAGAGCGGUGCCAUUGCUUGCAUCGACCUCAGUAGAUUUUCGUGUUACGGAUACGACCAGAGAAUAGAGGUGUUUGGACCUAAAGGAAUGUUUAAUUCCGGAGACUUGCGGCCUACUCCGAUAACGAACUACUCGGCCAACGGGUCCACUUCGGUGCCCAUCUUCUAUUCCUUCGCCUCUCGAUACCAGGAAGCCUACUUUAACGAGAUGGAGCACCUGGCCGAUGUCAUGCAAGGUAUCUGUGACUUGAGAGUCAGCGGCAAAAGAACUCUGGCCGUUUCCAAGAUUGCCUCGGCUUGCGAAGAAUCCGCCAAGACAGGAAAAAUAGUCGAACUGAACUGGUCCUGAAGGACUUUCUCCGACAACGUUUCUUUUACCGCUGCAGAAUUUAACGCUUGAUGAAAAAAAUGCUUCACAGUGGAAAUGUGCGUUAUCGUCCCGACCAAUUUGGCAGCGAUUACUACGUUUUGCCUUCGAUUAUGAGAGGAAAUUUCGCGGAUAGAAGAGGGGCCUUUCUGAUGAUACUUUUAUGGUAACAAAGGGAAAAUAUACUUGAGCAAGACGCUCUGGAGCUGACCGAAUUAUGCGCAACAUGCAUAGAAACCAGGCAUAGAAAGAGGAGAGGGAUGACUGGAAGCGAUGAAAGAGUACAUUUUUCUCUUAUUUAUAAUUGGAAAGGUUUUAUAUUUAGGCUUUUUAAAACUCCAUCUUCUGGACAUUAAGGCGGUCUUUCUCCAUUUGCAUCAUGGUUUGGCCACACCCACAUUGGGUGUAACCGGAUGGUGAAGGACGGGGUCCAACAUGUCCGGGACAAACCGUUGAUGGAAAUUUCUUGGGUCGCUGCUUAUCAGGAUUUGAUCCCGAGUCCUUCAGAGCGAUAGGCUGAUACUUUAACUGUCUCAGCCAUUCACUCGUCCUCAUACCUCGAUUACUUAGUCGAUCGAGGAAUUAAAGGAAAAAAGACAGGCAGUAGAUUGCGCGCACUAGGCCGUUUCCUCCAGUCCAGCAUCUGCACCAGGUGAUCUUCGGAUUUUCCCACAAAAAUGAUGGGGAGGCGUUCCUCUUCUUCACCAAAA
Centruroides sculpturatus (bark scorpion) is the source of this 2288-nucleotide messenger RNA. Its product is annotated as inositol 2-dehydrogenase-like. The record is from RefSeq and is a predicted model, not a curated record. Gene Ontology annotation, biological process: NADPH regeneration. Bases 331 to 1560 code for a protein of 409 amino acids. Gene Ontology annotation, cellular component: cytoplasm. Gene Ontology annotation, molecular function: oxidoreductase activity; nucleotide binding. The transcript is spliced from 9 exons. Lineage: Eukaryota; Metazoa; Arthropoda; Arachnida; Scorpiones; Buthidae.